Molecule: messenger RNA, 3670 nt
Organism: Motacilla alba alba
Lineage: Eukaryota; Metazoa; Chordata; Aves; Passeriformes; Motacillidae
Gene: SPRY1
Product: sprouty RTK signaling antagonist 1
Exons: 2
Coding region: 1047-2009 (320 amino acids)
Biological process (GO): negative regulation of MAP kinase activity; multicellular organism development; negative regulation of Ras protein signal transduction
Cellular component (GO): cytosol; membrane
Source: RefSeq, a predicted model, not a curated record
UUAUUUUGUUUUACUCGUUUUUAUUUCAUUGUCCGGGGGGGAAGCAGUUUACGAGCGAUCUGCGCGGGGGUGGAGGUGGCUGGUUCAACUCUCGGCCCGGUCUGCAGCUGGGCUUGUCAGUCUGCGCCGCGUUGAUGUUGCGCUUUCCCCCCAAAGAUGGCACUGGAUGUCUUUCGCAUUUUCUUGGGAUAUUGUUUUUCAUCCCCUAGGGAACCCAGCUCCUGGCUGGUACAGCUGUAAAUCUUUCCCUUUUCGCAUUCAUUCACCCUUGGUCUGUUGUGGAUUUGUAUUCAGUGCUCGUGAAGAAGGCUGCUUCUUGUGUGGGUAGGAGGAAAUUCUUUGCUGGAGGGUGGCGAGGCACUGGCACAGGAAAAGACUGUGAAUGCUCCAUCCCUGGAAGUGUCCAAGGCCAGGUCGGAUGGAGCUCUGAGCCACCUGGUCUAGUGGAAGGUGUCCCUGCCCAUGGCCAGGGGCUUUGGGACUGCAAAGUCUUUUAGGUCCCUUCCAACCAUACCAUUCUGUGGUUCUGUUCUGUGAAUUAGAAGCGAGAGUGUUUGGUUUUCUGUUUAAUCUGGUGACCACAAAGCCCACACAGGUGAUGUUAGAUGUAAAAUGACAUCUUUGACUACUGGAUGAGGACAAAGAUGUGUCACAGCAGAAGCUGUCACUUUCUGCCCAUGGUGACUGCCUGCUAGAAGAAACAUUUCCUCUUCUUGUUCUUCCUGCGCUCCCACACCGUGGUGCCUUUUACUCUCUGGAGUGGGGAACAGCUCCAUGCUGGCUGUGGUCUGGGUACGCAAGACACUCUCAUAGCAUUAUUGGAUGAGGUUUUGAAAUGCUUGAUAGCACUUACCUUUCUCUGCUUUCAGGUAAACACAUCCUGGGGGGGAGUGAAAAGGGACUUUUCCUCUGGCUGACAGUCAAGAAAAGCAGUUUGUUGUCUUGGUUCCCUGCAUAAAUGUGGCACUUGGAUACUCAGCUGGAUUUCUGUGGUUUCAGAUGCAUGCCAGGUUCCCGCUGAAUGCCAGCAGCAGAGAUCACUACAGAUGGAGCCCCAAAGUCAGCAUGGCAGCGGCGGCUCCCUGGUGGUGAUUCAGCAGCCCUCCCUGGACAGCCGGCAGCGCUUGGACUAUGACAGGGACAGCCAGCCCGCGACCAUCUUGUCACUGGACCAGAUCAAGGCCAUCAGGGGCAGCAACGAAUACACCGAGGGGCCGUCGGUGGUGAAGAAGUCGGGUCCGCGGACGGCGCCGAGGCAGGAGAAGCAUGAGAGGACUCACGAGAUUAUACCGAUUAAUGUGAAUAAUAACUACGAGCACAGGCCCGGCCACGCGGGGCACGUGGCACAUCAGCAUAACGCCAGGGCUCCCGUCCUGAGCCGAUCGACCAGCACGGGCAGCGCGGCCAGCUCCGGCAGCAACAGCAGCGCCUCCUCGGAGCAAGGGCUGCUGGGGCGCUCGCCGCCCUCCCGGCCGGGCUCCGGCCACAGAUCCGAGCGGACGAUCCGGGCGCAGCCCAAGCAGUCGGCGCUGAUCGUGGACGAUCUGAAGGGGCCUUUGAAAGAGGACUUGACGCAGCACAAGUUCAUCUGCGAGCGGUGCGGGAAGUGCAAGUGCGGGGAGUGCACGGCGCCGCGGGCCCUGCCCUCCUGCCUGGCCUGCAACCGGCAGUGCCUGUGCUCGGCCGAGAGCAUGGUGGAGUACGGCACCUGCAUGUGCCUGGUCAAAGGGAUCUUCUACCACUGUUCCAACGACGAUGAAGGGGACUCGUACGCGGAUAAUCCCUGCUCCUGCUCCCAGUCACACUGCUGUUCUAGGUACCUGUGCAUGGGAGCCAUGUCCUUGUUCCUGCCUUGCUUGCUCUGCUACCCUCCGGCCAAAGGAUGCCUAAAACUCUGCCGGGGGUGCUACGACCGCGUCAAUCGUCCGGGGUGCCGGUGCAAGAACUCCAACACGGUCUAUUGUAAACUGGAGAGCUGCCCCUCCCGGGGUCAGGGCAAGCCCUCAUGAUUUUGGGAGGGAGGUUUACUUCCUCCAACUUCAGUUUUUCAGGUUGUAGCUGAUUUUUUUUUUUUUUUCCCCUCUCCCCCCGUCUUUUCUUCUUCCCCCCCUCCUCUCCCAUUUUGGGAGGACUGUUGCUUUCCUUUCCUUCCUGUCUGCCCAACUUCAGACACAUGAGCUCUUCCCCUUGCAUCUUUGCUCUCUUCCUCCUACUGACUUGGCUGAGUGUGGAGCAUUUCAUGCAGUUGCUGCUGCUCUUUGGUAAGUGUGGACCUGGGAUCUGCACCUGCUGCUCCUUCGGGCAGGGUCUUUGAGUUUGUAACUGAACCACUCCUGAAAGAGACAGUGAGGGCUCACUGGGCUCUUGAAGCUUCUUGCUCUGUGAAUAUCUUCCCAAAGAUGUUGUUUUUUUUUUUCUCAGCAAGUUAUGUUUUGGUUUUUUUUUUUUUUUUCUCCUUAACCUCCUGGUGCCAAGGAAGAAUAACUUUCCUGAGUGAGCUGGAUUGUGAAAUAACAUUUUGUGUGUGUUCUUUCUGGAGAGGGAUGUAAAAUAAAGGCUUCACCAAAUGAAAGGCCUGACUCUUUAUAAGCAGCCUGCUUCUUUUUGCAUCUUUUUUCCCCCCCCCUCUCUUUUUGUCUUAACUUUUGGAACAUUCUCAGACCUGAGAAUUGCCCAGCCUUUUAUUUUUUUGCCUUUUUUUUUUUUUUUUUACAUUUUCAGUGUAACUUCAGUUUUUGCUACACUAUGUAGAUCUUCACAUUGGAGACAUUGUGGCUGCAACAUACUCAUUUGUUUCUUCUGCUGUCCAGUCUUUGAAGGAUAUUGCUUACUCCACCCUCCUAAUCCCGUUUUUAUAGUCUGUCAGUAUCAGUUGAUAUUAAAGUUGGUGGUGUUCAUAUAUCCAAACAGCCUUCAGGUGUCAUUGAGUCACCUAAAUGUUCUUGAAUCCUUCAAGUCUCUUGUGAUCCUUUGGCUUAGUGAGUUUAGCUCUGCUCUGUACUUUAUAAUUUUAUUCUGUCCCUGUUUUAUUGCCUUAGCCACAAAUUGUGGUCCUUUUUUGUAUAUUUUAUGUAUAAAACACAAAGUUGAAUCCCAACUAUUUUUAAGACAAAAGUCUGUUAAAACUUUUUUUAUUGUAAAGAAUAUUUAUUAUGUGAAUCUCUAUUAUUUUAUGAUAUUUAUUGCAAAAGACUUCGAAAAUGUACUCAUGUCUGAAUAUAACAAAAUAUCAAUACUUAACGAAAUAAGGAUGACACGGAGAAAGUACAUAUGUUAACUAUAAUGCAGAAAAUAUAUUAAUUAAUGAAAAUGCCUCUGGACUUCUUUUGUUACAACAACAGGUUGUGAGUUACAUGUGUGUAUUGCUGGGCUGUUCCUCCUCCUUCAGGUCUGUCAGGUGGCAAAUAACCUCCUAUUGAUACUUCAAAGCCACUAGUCUGUGCUCUAGUUUAGCUUACCUAAUUUUAAGCCAACUAUAUAUCAAAUAAGGGAUGUUUAAUACAAUUGAAUCUGUGUUGUGCUUAGCAGUGCCAAGAAAUGGAGGCUCUAUUUAUUUACCAAAGCAUUUGGAAAUACAUUUGUGGAGGAGGAAACCACAAGUUCCAAGUUGGUUUCUUUUUUGGUGUUUGUUUGGUUUUUUGUUUUUUUUUUUUUUUUUUUUUUUUAUUAA